AGCUGGGGCACUAGUCAAGGCGGGAGAAGGCUGCUCAUGAAGGGAAAAAGUGUUGUGAAUAACGUACAAGUUUGGUUUGAUCAAACCAAGAGGAAAGGAUGCUGCGGACUCUGAGCGACUGGUUCUGGUCGGAGAGGAUCUGGUUGCCGUGUAACUACACCUGGGAUGACUUUCAGAACAGCGAAGGCACCGGCGCCGCGUCCACGUCCCAGCUCCUCGUCACCCUGCCGCUCGCCCUGCUCUUCAUGCUGCUCAGACACGGCUUUGAGAGGGCCAUUGCUACACCUGUGGCCAGAGCCAUGGGGAUAAAGUGCAAAGUCCGACUAAAAGCUUCAUUUAAUCCGGUCUUGGAAAAUUUCUACAUCUCUGGCUCUAAACACCCAUCUCAAACAGAUAUCUAUGGCCUGGCUAAGAAAUGCAACCGUACAACAGUACAGGUCGAGAGAUGGUUCAGAAGGAGGAGGAAUCAGGACCGACCAGCAGUGAUGAAGAAGUUCCAGGAAUCCUGCUGGAGGUUCACCUUUUACCUGUGUGCUCUGAUCGGGGGAAUCGCUGUCCUCUAUGAUAAACCUUGGUUUCAUGAUGUUUGGGAGGUAUGGGUGGGAUACCCAAAGCAGGAAGUUCUGGCAUCGCAGUACUGGUACUAUGUCUUGGAAUUGGGCUUCUACUGGUCCCUGCUAUUUAGCGUUGCCUCUGAUAUUAGACGAAAGGACUUCAAGGUACAAGUUGUUCACCACUUGGCCACCAUUUUUCUAUUGAACUUUUCAUGGGGAGUCAAGUACAUCCGAGUGGGAACUCUGACCUUGCUGGUGCAUGACGUCUCCGAUAUUUUGCUGGAGGCUGCUAAAAUGUGUAGCUACGCCGCGUGGAGCAAGGCUUGCAACAUUAUCUUUGCCGUAUUUGCAGUUGUAUUUGCCAUCAGUCGGCUCAUUAUCUUCCCAUUCUGGAUAAUCUAUGCAACGGUGGUGUAUCCCCUGUACUACUGCCCACGCUUCUUCCUCUACUACUUCUUCAACAUGGUCAUGUUUAUCCUUCAGUUCCUUCAUAUAUACUGGGCAUACCUUAUCUUUAGGAUGGUGCGCAAAAUGAUCUCAGGAAAGAUGUCUGGUGAUGAUCGGAGUGACAAUGAAGAAGAGGACAGUGAGGAAAAUGAAGAGCAGCCAUUAUCCAAUGGGGAUGGCAAGAAGCGCAUCAUAAAUGGGCAGCACGACCGCUAGGUUUGCAGCUCAUCAUAGGCAGUCGCACCCCACCCCACCCCUGAUAACAGCGGAUAAAGAGUAAAAGGAUCAUUCUUGCUGAAUUUCUAGUGAGAGAUGCAGCAGGGAACGGGGAUGGGGGAGGGGGGCGACAGACCACAGCUGGAUGGGCACCACUGCUCAGAAGGUGCAGGGUCCUCUUCUUUAGGACUGACUAUGUUUGAGGCAAGGCCCAGCCAUUUUUCAGUUCCAAAACCUAUAAACUUUGAAAGAAGAAAAAAAAAAAAAAUUCCACCUAAAGUGACCGCUUGUUCUUUUUUGCUUUAGAAGCAACGGUUUAAUUUCAUAUUAUUAUAUUUUUUUCCGGAGGAGACAGUAUUCUCAAGUAUCAGAGUCUCCCCUGGGAGUUCAUUUACAUUUGUUAGUGUGGGGUGAGAUGUCUUACAGUGUACUCAAGGAGGCAAGUAGAUCUGGUGCCAGCUCAGCAUCGCAGUAGCCUGGGAACAUUUGCUUUUAUUCCGUUUUCAAGCUAUGAAGAGUGGAACAAAGAAUUUGAAUUGCACUAAACCCUCGUUGACCAGAGGGUUAACUUCCCAGCGCACUGACGACGAUGACACUGCCUCCACCUCCUCCUUGGCUCUAUUUAUACCACAUACGGGAACACAAGAGGAGCUCUGUGUAUAAUACACACGCGAUUAACUGUGCUCAUGCUGUGACCUCAUACAUGAGCUGCACAGGAGGGGACGGCAGGAGAACUCACCGUCUGUUCCACCAAUGGCCACAGGAAGCGCUAGCUGUUCCUUUUGCCAUUGACUUCUGUGCCUGCUUUCAACAAACAGCAAAGGACUUAGGUAUUUUAAUACAUAUGCAACUUUUUAUAAGACUGUUAGCCAGUGCAUACUUGACAUUAUAUUCCCCCCCCCCCCCCCCCAAAACAUGCUGUUCAUGCCCUUAGAGGGGAGAUGGCGCUCUUAUAGCUUUAAUGUAUACGUGUUAUAGUAUAUUUUCUAAUUACAGCCUAUUUCUAAAACCCCAAAUAGCUACUAUAUCUGACUUUGCCAAAUGUGGAGAUUUUAGCCAUGUCCCCUCUUCUUCUCCUCUAGCCCUUUUAUACAGUUUGUAGUCACGUGCUGCCUGUAAACCAGGAUCAGCUGCGGUUAGGUACAUGUUUUACUAUAUGCAGUAUUCCCAGACAUGUAUUGCAGCCAUGUUUAUGAAGACCAGGGAAAUAGCUGUAAAGACAUGAGGGCAGAUUUCUCAAGCUGUCUAAAAGAAAACUUGGUACCCGUACAAACCAAUGGCAGCGCGCCUUUUAUUUUUCAAGAGUACUAAAAGAAAUGAAAGCUGCACUGUGAUUGGUUGCUAUGCUGUCUUUUUUCUAGGCAGGUUGAUAAAUUGGAGCCAAUAGUGUUUCCUGCAGUGGACUGGCCCGGAUACACAUGGUUAACGCCGGUCCCAUAUUUUCUUUACACACUAACUUUGUAUCUGUAAUUUGUCCACGUGUAAAUAAAACCACAAAGAUAAUAAAGUGUUGGAUUUUACCUGG
This is a messenger RNA of Bufo gargarizans (Asiatic toad), 2742 nucleotides long. It is a transcript of the gene CERS3, whose product is annotated as ceramide synthase 3. The coding region runs from base 99 to 1217 and encodes 372 amino acids. Gene Ontology annotation, cellular component: membrane. The record is from RefSeq and is a predicted model, not a curated record. Gene Ontology annotation, molecular function: DNA binding; sphingosine N-acyltransferase activity. The transcript is spliced from 12 exons. Lineage: Eukaryota; Metazoa; Chordata; Amphibia; Anura; Bufonidae. Gene Ontology annotation, biological process: ceramide biosynthetic process.